CAGUCCGCGCCGGUAAACCAUCGUGUGCACCGAAAUAUUUCACUACGCAGACUGAACCGACUACAUUUAACCCAAUUUAUGUGUAAUUAUUAAAGUCUUACUUGACGCGAUCCGAACAAGACUUUGGCUAAAAUAUGGAUGACGAAGAAGAAACCUACAGACUAUGGAAAAUUCGCAAGACCAUCAUGCAGCUGUGUCAUGACAGAGGCUACCUGGUGACCCAGGACGAAUUGGAUCAGACUCUAGACGACUUCAAGAGUCAGUUCGGAGACAAACCUAGUGAAAGUCGACCCAGACGCACGGAUCUUACAGUGUUGGUGGCACACAAUGAUGACCCCACUGACCAGAUGUUUGUUUUCUUCCCUGAGGAGACCAAGGUGGGCAUCAAGACCAUCAAAAUGUACUGUCAGCGGAUGCAGGAAGAGAACAUCACAAGAGCAAUCAUUGUGGUCCAGAUGGGCAUGACGCCCUCAGCAAAACAGUCUUUAGUGGACAUGGCGCCCAAAUACAUCUUGGAGCAGUUUCUUCAGCAGGAGCUGCUCAUCAACAUAACAGAACACGAGCUUGUGCCAGAACACAUUGUUAUGACAAAAGAGGAAGUGACAGAGCUUCUGGCCAGAUAUAAACUGAAGGAGAGUCAGCUUCCAAGGAUCCAGGCCGGAGACCCCGUGGCUCGUUAUUUUGGCUUAAAGAGAGGACAGGUGGUCAAGAUCAUCAGACCGAGUGAGACAGCUGGACGAUAUAUCACCUACAGACUAGUGCAGUGACAGCUACCAAGAUGCCACAAUAGAAGGAUCGUUCCAGCCAUUCAUCAUCCCCGGAUUCCUGUUUUAAUUGCUCCUUUUUUUGCUUCUGAUUUUGUAAAAUAAAAAUAUAUUGAAAA
This is a messenger RNA of Corythoichthys intestinalis (scribbled pipefish), 883 nucleotides long. It is a transcript of the gene polr2eb, whose product is annotated as RNA polymerase II, I and III subunit E, b. The record is from RefSeq and is a predicted model, not a curated record. NCBI's taxonomy places the organism in Eukaryota, Metazoa, Chordata, Actinopteri, Syngnathiformes, Syngnathidae. Gene Ontology annotation, cellular component: RNA polymerase II, core complex; RNA polymerase I complex; RNA polymerase III complex. The transcript has 8 exons. Bases 135 to 767 code for a protein of 210 amino acids. Gene Ontology annotation, molecular function: DNA binding. Gene Ontology annotation, biological process: DNA-templated transcription.